Molecule: messenger RNA, 2917 nt
Organism: Pseudogymnoascus verrucosus
Lineage: Eukaryota; Fungi; Ascomycota; Leotiomycetes; Thelebolales; Thelebolaceae
Exons: 2
Coding region: 932-2386 (484 amino acids)
Biological process (GO): regulation of transcription by RNA polymerase II
Cellular component (GO): nucleus
Source: RefSeq, a predicted model, not a curated record
GCUGAGCAUCCCAUCCAUCGCAUCCCGCAUCCCGCAUUCCGCUUUACUCCACUCCACUACUCCCACCACUCAACUACGAGACGAACGAACUCAACUAACCCAACUCAACUAACUCCCUCAAACAUACUAGAACGGCCGGGAGUGCGAGGACUCGACGAAGAGCUAGACUCGCACCACCACGCACCACCACGCACCACCACCUACUCUAAAAAGUGCACUACCCACUGAGCAAUACUACUACCACCACUCUACACCACCAAAUCUCCACCACCACCACAGAAACUCGAACCCCCUCCAUAUUAAAUCGUCGCAACCACCGUCCCGGUAUGCGCUCGCCCAUCUAUCUACCUCCUCCCACCACCACCGCCGCAAUCCCUCUUUCUUCCCCAAAUACACCCACCGCCGGGCUGCCAAAAAUACUAAAAAUACGAAAAAAAUUAUAAUAAAUAUAACUACAAAAAAGAAAAUAAAACAAAAAGCAAAACCCACAAAGGCCACACUACACUCCCUGUGCUGGCUGCUGUCCCCCAUCCUUUCGUCUAUCGCAUCAACCCAACCCGUCGAACCUCGUUAUCCAUCACCGCCGCGCCCUCGCGUCUGAUACCCGCUAUCUCACCGACACAUCCACCGAGUCGCAAACACUUCCUCGAAUAACUAUCUCUCGUCGAAUCUACCCUCUAUCGCAUCCUGCGACUGUCGCGACUCUACAAACCAUCGCAUCCCGACCCUCUCGCACCAAUACCCACGCCCAUUGAUCCUUACGUUACCCUCGCCAGCUCGUCGCAUCGCAGUCUUGGCAAAAAAGAACACCACAGCACCGCACCCAGAACCCACCACACAUCACACAACACACACCGUCAUCCCCCCGCGAGCCCUCGUCGCGCCCGCACGCCUCGUCCCGUCGCCGCCUCCGCGCUUCAAUGGCAGACCAAUGACUAUGGCCACCGCCUCCGCGCCCAACGCCAGCACGCACCCUCACGCCUCCUCCGCCGCCGACAACUACGACCCCACCGACGUCGGUCCCCGCGACAGUCCACCCCCCCCCAUCCACCACCCCAAGCUCGAACCGACGCCCAGCCCGCCCGGCAUCGCGUCCGAGGUGAGCACGCCGCCUGGGAGUCCCGGCGCGCCGCAUAAGCCCGGGAGGAAGGUGUUGCGCCCGGUGCCGAAUCCGGGGGAUGUGGCGCUGCUGGACUCGAUGGCUGGGGGGAGGGCGAGGGAGAUUGCGGAGACGGCGGGGAGAGAGCUGAUACAGGCGCCUGAUGAGGAGGAGGGGGAUGAGGAUAUGAGGGCGGGGAGUGAGGGGGAGAGGGGGGUCGAGGUGCCGAUGGAGGGGAUGGGGAGGGAGGUGGAUUUGGAGGCGUUGGCGGCGGGGGCGUUGAGGGCGUUUAAUGCUGGAGAGGCGCCGGUGGGUAAGCAGAGUCAUGUGGAGGAGGUGGGGGGACAGCAGGUGGAUGACCAGAUGCGGCAUAUGUCUCCCAAGGCGUCCACUAUAAACGGGAACCAUGAUGAGCUUCCACCGAUCCAAGAGGCGUCCCCGAAAGCCGAAAAGCUGACCAACGUAACCCUGCCGUCCAUCUCGUCGCAACUAGCCAACCUAGGUGAGCUCAAGCAUUUAGCAGACGCCGCUAUCACAGCAGCUGUCGAUACAGCACCUCCCAACGGACACCGGCACUCGAUAUCCUCGCAAUCACCACCGCAACCACCGCUCUUCAGAGUAGGCGACCCAGCACACCACCACCCCGCACCAAACGUCCACACCUCACCACCCCCCAUCUCCCCGCGCGAGAGCUUCCACACUAUCCCCUCCCCCGGCUUCCCCGCGCCGCCAUUAUUCUUCCGGCGACAAUCCCAAGUCUCCGAUUCCGCGCCCUACACCAGCGGCGGCGACUUCACAGGGAACGUCGCGGACACAUCUACCACCGAUCACUCCGGUGCGACAGCCAACGGGAUUCCAGCGGGGAUCGACCGCAUGAGUAUAGACGGCAUCACGAACCCACUAGUGGGGGGGUUCCAGUGUAACUACCCCGGCUGCACGGCGCAGCCCUUCCAGACGCAGUACUUGCUCAACUCGCACGCGAACGUGCAUUCGCAGAACCGGCCGCAUUAUUGCCCUGUUAAAGGGUGUCUGAGGAGUGAAGGGGGGAAGGGGUUCAAGAGGAAGAAUGAGAUGAUUAGACAUGGGCUGGUGCAUGAGUCGCCGGGGUAUGUUUGUCCGUAUUGUAUGGAUAGGGAACAUAAGUAUCCGAGGCCGGAUAAUUUGCAACGACACGUCCGCGUCCACCACGUAGACAAAGAUAAAGACGACCCCCUCCUCCGCGAAGUCCUCGCCCAACGCCCCGAAGGACCAAGUCGCGGCCGUCGCCGGCGCGGCGGAAAUAAUUAACGAACCCCCCCCCAUUUUUUAUUUAUUCAUGUUACCCCUGUUUGCACAACGGCGUUAAAGAAACCGCCCCCCGACGAAAACGCCAACAAUCUGGCGACUAUCGAUCGUACCCCGCCUCCGCCACCCGACUGAAAAAAGGGGACUGGCAAAGAGAGGGGGGGAGAGGGGGGGUUGAUGGAGUUUGUGAGCUGAUAUAUAUAUACCAACGACUGGGGGAUGUGACGCUCUCGAACCGCUUUUUUUUCUUCUUUUUUGUGUUGGAGCGGAUAAACCCCCAGGGCAGCUGCUUGUUGUUGUUGUUAUUGUUACUUUUUUUGGUGUGUAUGUCGUGCACGAUGUGGAGGAUGUCUGUGAUGUUGUAUCUAGGAUGGAUGGUUAGGUCAUGUGGGCGAUUAUUGGACCUGAUGAGAUGCUUGGCAUCUAUCUUCUUCUUCUUUUCUAUGUUCAUACUUUUUUUUUGUGAUGGGAAGGAUAGGAUGGGUGACAUAGAGAGUACUACCUACAUAUUCCAUACGCUAUGGUUUAGAGAUG